UAAAAAUUAAAAUCACUUAUUCAUAUGGUCAAUUAAUAUGUUGCGAUAAAAUUAAGAUACAAGUUUGGUUCAUUAUUUAUAUUUUGUUCUUCUAUAUAUGUCCAUGCAAUUGUUUCUCUCUUCCUCAUCUUGAUCCUUCUCUGGAACUCUCUUAUCAUAUAUUUUUAUAAAAAGUUCUACAGAAAAUGGCUGAAAAUUUUGCUUUUGUUUUGUUCGGAACCAAAAUUUCUAAACACAAUGGUGAUACUCCCAUUCUGCUAAUCGACCAUGAUACUGCAUCAAUCGCUUCUCUCACUCCAAUGCUUAAACAACAUUCGUACAAGGUGAUAAGUGUGAAUGUGGCAAGUGAGGCUGUAUCAAUGCUCGAAAAACAGAAGGACAUCGUACUUGUCAUCGCCAACAAUGAAAUGCCUCAUAUAGAUUCGCAUUCGUUUUACACUUCUUUGCUGACCAAAGAUAUUCCUUUGAUAUUGAUCAGUUCAGAGGGGAAGAGAAACAAAUCAUCAAACUCUUUGGAAAAAAGAGCGUGUUAUUUCCUAACAAGGCCUAUUCAUGAGAAAGAUAUCAAUAACAUGUUGCAACAUGUCUUACCUAAUAAGAGCCAGAAGUUAGAAAAAAUAAGCAUACCUAAUAAUGCUGAGGCCUUACUGCGUAUAAAUCAGAUGAAAGCUUUCAGAGAAAAUCUUAGGAGACAGAGAACAGAAGUAAAUAAUAUAGAGAGUAAAGUUAGAAGACGCAGUAAUUUAUGGACUUGUGAGAAUCACUUGAAGUUCUUGUCUGCUAUCUCUAACUUGGGUGACGAAGAUUCUCAUCCCAAAUCCAUAUUGAGUAUUAUGAAUGUUCCAAAUUUGACUCACCGGGAAGUCGCUCGCCACCUUCAGUCUUACAAAGCUAAAGUUGAUCGAAUGAAUGAAACACUAUCGAGGAAAGAGUGGAUACCAACAAAUAAAACAUUUGAAUACCCUUCAGACUACAAAUAUCCUUUCACAUUAUCCAACAUAGCAAAAAAUUUAUUUUCAGGUAAGAACCUUAUUAGGUAAAGGGAUACAAAGCUAAAGUUUUAUCUAGGAGGGCAAAUGGACUUAAGCAGUAGCCAGUGGCAGAGGUAGUGAAGCAGUGUGGGGUCAUAUGACCCCCCUAUGAAAUUAAUAUUUUCUCUAUUGUUAAUGUAAUUUUGAAUGAAGUUGGUGAAAUAUUCAGAUAAAAUUAAUGUCCCCUAUGUAUGUGUUAAAUCUUCCAAAUGCACUUACUAUUUUAUUUAUUUUGUUUUAUGAGU
Molecule: messenger RNA, 1276 nt
Organism: Brassica napus (rape)
Lineage: Eukaryota; Viridiplantae; Streptophyta; Magnoliopsida; Brassicales; Brassicaceae
Product: putative two-component response regulator-like APRR6
Exons: 6
Coding region: 186-1040 (284 amino acids)
Biological process (GO): phosphorelay signal transduction system
Molecular function (GO): DNA binding
Source: RefSeq, a predicted model, not a curated record